Messenger RNA from Guillardia theta CCMP2712, 2733 nucleotides. RefSeq lists its product as hypothetical. The record is from RefSeq and is a predicted model, not a curated record. Gene Ontology annotation, molecular function: nucleic acid binding; ATP binding. Lineage: Eukaryota; Cryptophyceae; Pyrenomonadales; Geminigeraceae. The transcript has 31 exons. The coding region runs from base 1 to 2733 and encodes 910 amino acids.
AUGUUCAAGGGAAAGAGGCUGGAGGAUCUUCCAAGAUCUUACGUGCAGUGGAUGGCUGGCACAGUCUCAGACAAGCCCGAUGUCGUCCGUGCGGUCAACUGUUUCCUCGGACACCUGAGGGAGGGAGAAAAUGGAAGAGGGAAGAAUGCCUCUGAGCGCAGAACAUCCUUCAUCACAAGUUUCGUGCAGACCGAUGUUCCUAGCGAAGUGAAAGUUCCUGUGACCCGCCCGGUGCCACCAGAAGAAAAGAUCGCGCAUGGAGGAACCCAGGAGAAGAGAAAUCAGGACGAGGAGAGACGUGGGAAAGAGCAGACGGACCAGAAAAGUUGCAAUCGGUCUGCAGCUAUCACCCUGUCCCUCAGUGACUGGUCGCAACGGUGGGGGCUGGGCGACGAGGUAUCUUCGGUGUUCCUCAAGAGAGGGAUCUCUAGUCUGUUCGAGUGGCAGGUCGACUGUAUCAACAGCAGCGGGAUCCUCCAGGGCGGGAACCUCGUCCUGUCUGCGCCAACGAGUGCAGGCAAAACUCUCGUCUCCGACAUUCUCAUCCUCCGGAACCUUGUGCGGGCAAUGCAACGAGAGACAGGGAGGGCCAAGGCUCUCCUAGUGCUUCCGUACGUCAGUCUCGCUCAGGAGAAGACACUCUCUCUCAAGCACACGGCCUCUCCUCUCAACAUCAAGGUCACGGGUUUCUACGCAGGGAAGGGAGGGCCGUUUGCUGGGACAGAAGCAGAGAUCGCAGUGUGUACGAUCGAGAAGGCCAACAGUCUGGUCAACCGUUUGAUCGAAGAGAGCAGACAGGCGAGUCUUCAAUGGAGCUUCAGAGCACCUGACGUCAAGGUCCUCUGCAUGUCUGCUACAAUCAGCAACCCGGAGGACCUGGCGAGUUGGUUGAACGCCUCCGUGUACAAGACUGAAUUCCGUCCGAUCGAACUGGCCGAGUACAUCUUUGUCAACGGAAACGUUCUGCCCGCAAAGCUGCUGAGAGACGACAAGUGCAACAGCAUCCCUUUCUCGCUGGCUCAGAGGCGGGUCGGCCCGACCUUCGGGCUCAAGGAUCCUGACCUGGUCGGCGCCCUGGCAUACGAGGCGAUAAGAACCAGCCAGUCAACCCUGAUCUUCUGCUCGUCCAAGAGCGCGACUGAGAGCUGUGCCAAGUUUCUUGCCGGUCUCUUCGCGCCCAAGGAGGACAAGCGGAACCCAGUGCGGGUCAGCGAUGAGCUGGUGGAGAAGCGGGCGGCGAUACUGGAGGAACUUGCUCGCUGUGAAGGAGGGCUGGACCCGUCAUUGAAGGCCACCAUCCCACAUGGAGCAGCGUUUCACCAUGCUGGGCUUACGUUGGAGGAGAGGACGAUCCUGGAGAACGGGUUUCGAGCAGGGACUAUCCCCGUGCUCGCCGCCACCUCGACGCUAGCUGCUGGGGUCAACCUGCCAGCGUCACGAGUGAUCCUGCGAUCUCCCAACGUGGGGAUGGAGACGUUGGACCCGAUGCGGUACAAGCAGAUGAGCGGGAGAGCCGGUCGCACGGGGCUGGAGACGAUGGGGGAGAGCUAUCUUAUGAUCAAGUCCAGCCAGUGGGCGUUGGCUAAGUCGGUCAUGCUCGCGCCCAUGCCGCAGUUGACAAGCUGCUUGCUUUCAUCUGGGCAUGGGAUACUGAGAAGAAUGAUCCUCGAGGCUGUUGUGCAUGGGCUUGCGCUCUCACUCGACAGCUUGAAGAACUUCAUGAAGAAGACGCUUCUUUUCGUUCAGGAUAAAGACAUCUUCAAGCAUCUCCGUGGGUCGCUCGAAUGGCUCGAAAGAAAAGAUUUUCUGAGGAUAAAGAGACCGGAAGUCUUCAGUGACAGUGAAGAAAAGUGCGAGUCCGUCUUUGUUGAAGCCACCGCACUCGGCCAGGCAACUGUUUCUAGCGGGCUGGCUCCUGAGCAGGGACUGCAAGUUUAUGCAGACCUGAGCAUCGCGCGACAAGGGCUGGUGCUGUCAGACGAAGCCCACCUUCUCUUCUUGCUCACUCCAGUCUAUCACGGCAUCCAGCCCUCCUACAAGAGGUACGUGGACAUGAUCAAAGGUCUGCCUGCAGAGCUGCGAGCUAUCGCGCAGGCAGUGGGAGUCGACGAGGAUCUCCUGGCAUGGUCGGCAAGGCAGGAGGCGUCAGGAGUGCUAUGGCAGCAGGGAACAGUCCCUCCUAAGUACAAGGACAAGAAUAAUCAAACUUCCAACAGCAGCCAUCUUCUCCUGCGAAGAGUGGAGAUCCUGGAGAGAUUCUGGGUGACUCUGAUGUUGAGAGAUCUUAUUCUAGAAGCACCCAUCCAGGAUGUUUGCUCGAGGUACAAGAUGUCUCGUGGAACUGUGCAGACCCUCCAAGGACUGGCGUCUACAUUCUCUGGUCAGGUGUCUAUCUUUUGCUCGAAGCUUCACUGGUGGCAACUUCAAGUUCUCUGCUCGUCGUUCCAAGAGAGGCUGGAAGUAGGAGGGCAACCCGACAUCAUCUCUCUAGCUCGGAUCCCUCACGUCAAGAACGUGCGAGCGCGAGCUCUCUUCAACGCGGGGAUCACGAGCGUUGAGGCUUUAGCGGCAGCUGAGGAAGAGCACAUCGUAGAAGCAUUGAGGUGCGUCAUGCCUUUCCGCCUGCACGGUCAGACUCCGGAGAAAGUUAUCAAGAUUGAAAGGGGCAUCGCCAAGAAGGUCAUACAGGGAGCAAAAGAAUACUUGCUCGAGCAUCAACAAACUUAUCUGUGA